Molecule: messenger RNA, 6295 nt
Organism: Eucalyptus grandis
Lineage: Eukaryota; Viridiplantae; Streptophyta; Magnoliopsida; Myrtales; Myrtaceae
Product: DEAD-box ATP-dependent RNA helicase 21
Exons: 2
Coding region: 152-2326 (724 amino acids)
Biological process (GO): mRNA splicing, via spliceosome
Cellular component (GO): catalytic step 2 spliceosome
Molecular function (GO): ATP binding; RNA binding; RNA helicase activity
Source: RefSeq, a predicted model, not a curated record
ACGCCCUGAUCGCGAGCAGAGUCUUCGUUGAAUCCUCUUCUUCUUCUUCUUCUUCUUCUUCCCUUCCUGCAGUUACCCAAGCGAUCUCUUUGCUCCUCUCUCUCUCUAUAUCUCUAUCUCUCUCUAUCUCACUGGCCACGCCUAUCCGACCAUGAAGCGCCCGAUCGAGGACGGCGCCUCCGCCCCCGCCCCCGCCUCCGCCCCGGCGGCCGCCACCGCCGCCAAGCCUGUCUUCCUCACCAAGGCCGAGCGCGAGAAGCUCGCCCUCCAGCGCCGCCAGGACGAGGUGGCCACCGCCCAGAAGCGCCGCCAGGAGCAGCUCCUCCUCGCCCAGGACGGCGGCGGCGGCUCCGACCAGAAGCCCUCCGAUCCCGACCGCCGCGACCGCGACCGCGACCGCGACCGGGAGCGGGACCGGCCGCGAGACCGGGAACGGGAGCGCGACAGGGAGCGGGAGCGGGAGCGGGACCGCGAGCGGGAUCGACGGGAGCGGGAUCGUGAAUCCGAGAGGAGGAACCGCGAGAGGGAGCGCGAGGAGGAGGCGAAGGCACGGGAGCGGGCCCGGCUGGAGAAGCUGGCGGAGAGGGAGCGGGAGAAGGAGCUCGACGCCAUAAAGGAGCAGUACCUGGGGUCGAAGAAGCCUAAGAAGCGGGUCAUCAAGCCGAGCGAGAAGUUCAGGUUCUCGUUCGAUUGGGAGAACACUGAGGACACCUCCCGGGACAUGAACGCGCUCUACCAGAACCCUCACGAGGCGCAGCUGCUGUUCGGGCGAGGGUUCCGCGCCGGCAUGGAUCGCAGGGAGCAGAAGAAGCUCGCGGCGAAGAACGAGAAGGAGCUCCGUGAGGAGAUUCGUCGGAAGGAAGGGGUUGAGGAGAAGCCCGAGGAGGCCCUCGCGCAGAAGCAAAGAGAGGAGGCUGCGGAUGUGUAUGAUACGUUUGAUAUGAGGGUUGAUAGGCAUUGGACCGAGAAGAAGCUCGAGGAGAUGACCGAGAGAGAUUGGAGGAUCUUCAGGGAAGAUUUCAAUAUCUCCUACAAAGGGUCUAAGAUACCUAGGCCUAUGCGGAGCUGGGCAGAGAGUCAUUUGAGCUCCGAGCUUCUGAAGGCUGUGGAGAGAGCAGGGUACAAGACACCUUCUCCUAUUCAGAUGGCUGCAAUUCCUCUUGGGUUGCAGCAGCGCGAUGUCAUUGGCGUUGCGGAGACUGGUUCUGGUAAGACUUGUGCUUUUGUGCUCCCUAUGUUAACUUACAUUUCAAGGUUACCUCCGCUGACUGAGGAGAAUGAGGCCGAAGGGCCUUAUGCUGUUGUGAUGGCACCGACUCGUGAACUUGCUCAACAAAUCGAGGAGGAGACUAUGAAGUUCGCCCAUUAUAUGGGGAUUAAGGUGGUUUCAAUUGUUGGUGGGCAGUCAAUCGAGCAGCAGGGGUUUAGGAUUAGGAAUGGAUGUGAGGUUGUGAUAGCAACACCAGGGCGUUUGGUUGAUUGUCUGGAGAGGCGUUAUGUUGUUCUUAACCAGUGUAACUAUGUUGUUCUUGAUGAGGCUGAUAGGAUGAUUGAUAUGGGUUUCGAGCCACAAGUUGUGGGUGUGUUGGAUGCAAUGCCGUCCAGUAAUUUUAAGCCUGAGAAUGAGGAUGAGGAGCUUGACGAGAAGAAGAUCUACCGCACUACUUAUAUGUUUAGUGCUACGAUGCCGCCUGCUGUCGAGCGGCUCGCAAGGAAGUAUUUGAGAAAUCCUGUAGUGGUUACAAUAGGUACUGCUGGAAAAACUACUGACUUGAUAUCUCAACAUGUGAUGAUGAUGAAGGAAUCAGAGAAGUUUCCCAGGUUACAGAAGUUCCUUGAUGAACUUGGCGAUAAGACAGCAAUUGUCUUUGUUAACACUAAGAAGAAUGCAGAUACAGUUGCUAAGAAUCUGGAUAGGGCAGGCUACAAAGUGACUACUUUGCAUGGUGGAAAGUCUCAGGAACAAAGAGAGAUAAGCCUGGAAGGUUUUAGAUCCAAGAGAUAUACCGUGCUAGUGGCAACAGAUGUCGCAGGGCGUGGUAUUGAUAUACCUGAUGUGGCCCAUGUAAUUAAUUAUGAUAUGCCUGGUAACAUAGAAAUGUAUACGCAUCGUAUAGGGCGAACAGGUCGUGCUGGUAAGACUGGUGUGGCUACAACAUUCCUGACUCUACACGACACAGAUGUCUUUUAUGAUCUGAAGCAGAUGCUUAUUCAAAGUAACAGUCCAGUGCCUCCUGAGCUGGCGAGGCAUGAGGCAUCAAAAUUCAAGCCUGGAUCAAUUCCUGACAGGCCUCCUAGACGAAAUGACACCGUUUUUGCUCACUAAUCAAGUGGAGUUAUUGGAAGAUAGUUUAUAGUAUAGGAUCUAGUUAUUGUUCCAUGCACUGUGCAAUACUCUUCUCCAAAUGAAGAAUUCAGUAUACUAUUUGAUGAGUGCUAUCGGUCCAAAUUUGUCCAGUUAGGUGGAAGGCUAUGUUUUCAAGGCUUACCUAGCUUGUCCUGUAAGGGAUAUCUUUUGCAUGUUGUUCCUCCACAGUUAUUUCAGAAUUUGAACUCUCCAUUAGCAUCCCUUCCGGGUGGCGUUCUACACUUGUGAGCAUGUUAGGUCCAAAAGUCUGAUCCACGCCUGAACAAACCCAAUCAGAAGUAAGAUGAUUGCUCCGGAAGGAGCUUCAUCUGCCUAAGCACCAGAGCUGCUUUCUUCCUAUGUCCAUCCUCAUGGACAAGUUGAAUAAGAACUCCCUCGAUCCUUCGGAAUGAUGGAUCGGUAAGACUUGUGUGACUCAAGAUCUUCUCCAAAAGGUCCAGAGCUUUUGGUUUCACUGAAUGGGACCCUUUCUCCAAGACAUGUAAAAUUGCAUCUAUGCCAUGAUUGUCAACAAUAGCGGCAGUUGCUUGAGAUAGUGUUCUGUCAUCUGUCAGCAAUGUUUCAAGUGCCAUCAAAGCAGCCUCUUGCACGCCAGGAUCUGUCCCCUUCAAUGAUUUCAUGAGUGGCAUCAUUGCAUCUGUCUUGACAAGGCAGAAAGUGUCCCUUGACGAGCAAGCGAUACCAUGAACAGAACACAAGCUUUCAAUUUCUGAUGAGGGGGAACAACACCAGGAAAAGUUGGGGAAGAGCUUCAGUAAUCGGCUGAGUGGUGCUGCCUUUCUGUCUGCUGUAGGGAUAACUGUUUCACGAGAAAAUGACAAGCUGGUAGACUGGGAUAAAUGGGCUAGUGCAAUUGCCGCACGUUGCUUGGCUAAAGAGCUCCGACUGGACAGCGCACGGAUCAGUGAUGGAUACAGUUCGAGUUUUCCCACUUGCUUCUGUAGAUAAAUCUUGGACGGUUCUGUGUAGUGUAGUAGUGCUGCCAGUGCAUUCUCCAACAGAAGUUCACCCAAAUUUGGCACAGUUUGAGCUCGAUUGCUUUCCAUGUCUACCCCACAUAUGAUCUCAUAUAUGGCUUUUAACACAUCUGAUUUAAGUAAUAGAUCAUCAACAGUGGUAUCAUCUUUUGGGAGUUGGCCGAUGAUUCCAGCAGCAACAGACCUUUCUUCCGGAUCUUGUGAAUUCGUAAGAAUAAAUGCUAUUUUGUGAAUGACAGCUUCUUUUCUGGGUGUUGGAGGAAGUGGAACUCCACCAAGGUGACCUUUGGAGAUACUGUAUACAAGUUCCAUUGCCCAUCUUCUUACUGCAGGCUGGGCGUUUUCGAGGCAAGAGUAGAGAUGGGCAUUUGCAUCAUCAUCCAAUCGGAUUAGUUCUCUAGCUUGCUCAGAUUUAUGGCUGAGCUCCACCAGCAACUGUAAAAACUUUAUUCUAGCUUGAGUCUCAGAAGUAGAUAUGAGGUGUAAGAAUAAAUUGAUGCUGUGCUCAGACUGGAGCUCCUUCAAGCCUUGAAAUAUCUGGAAGUCACAAGGCUCAGUGGCCCCAACAAGCAACGCGAGAACCUCUACAGCUUCUUCCUUUGAGUAUGGAUCAGACAUUACGUGUGAUAUGAGGCCGAGCAAGAGUGGAAUAGUCAUGGUGUCUGCCAGGAGCUGCUUAGAAAUAGCGGUGUGUGCCAUGAGUUUUUUGAUGGCCUGGAGACAAGCUGAUUUGUAUGCCGGGGAGCUUGAAGAGAGCAUUUCGACCAGACUGUGUAUAAAUGAAUCAUUUUUCAAAUCAAUGAUGCUAGUCUCCUUGAGUUGCAUCUGUACUAAAGCCGCAGCCAUCAGUGCUCUGGUCUCCUGUGAUCCUGAAUGAAGAGUUCAACAAAGUAACUACAUGGUUCUUAAAAUAACAAAAGAUUCUGUUAGCUGGUUUUACGUACCUUCGUUGAAGCGACAAACAAAUGGUUUGAAGUAUCCACAUUCUGCCAUUUUGACGAUGAAGUGGGUGUUAAAGGACAGAUUUUGCAGCACUAUGUGAGCUUUCUCCGACACAUCUCUUUCCGAGUAGUGAAGCAUGGAAACUAUUAGGGGAAUGCUGUUUUUGGCUUUUCCAAUUUCCUCUGCAAUUGCCUCUCUCGAGGACAGCUCCAACAAGACUGCAAUAGCAUCGUGUCCCGCUUCAUCUUUAUAGAGAUGUUUCACAACGAGAUGAAUUGCUCCCGCUUUAACAAUGGAUUCCUGCAACUUUUUGGCAACGGUAUCUCUCACACACUCAGAAAACAACAAAGAUGAAAUAAUCAUUGCUUAAUGAUCUCACCUUGCAUUCUUCUGAGUGUCUGGCUAGGUAGCUGAGACAUUUAAGCGUAGCCGCAGUAUGUAACCUUUUGUUUUUCAGAAAGCCGACCAACCUUGGAAUGGGAUUUUCUUCUGAAAAUUUGGCAGCAUAGACAGGCGUUCUCAGGAGAGACUUCAUCUCCUCUAAAGCACCAUUUUGUGUAGACUCCUCAUCGGAAUUGAUCCCCUGUAUUGCCGCUUGGAAUUUUAAGUCCAUGUCCCUUUGCCUCCAUUCUUGGAUGGAUCCUCGAAGAGAGAGGUUUGGUGUUAUGUCCGGAGAGGGAAGCUUCUCUUUGCAGGUGGGGCAAACUGGUUCUCCUCUUUUAAAGUGCUCUUGAAUGGCCUUCUUCUCAAAGCUAUGGCCACAUAAGAUUGCAACGGGUUCUGUCAUAAGUUCAUGGGAGAGUGGGCAUAGAAAUGAGUCGAUUGGGUAAUACUGGCGACGUGUGUUGGAAUUAUCAUCUACAGGCCUUGUCACGAUUUCUGUGCUGUAGAGAAGCUGUAUUAGCUGUGACAGCUGAAGUGCCUCGGCCUGUUUCUUUUGAGCCUCCAUUUCUUCCUUCUCUUGCUUCAAAAUUGUUAACUCCUGUUGCACUAAGGAUGUAUUCUCGCUAGCUCCAACAGCUUCUGCAAUUUUCUCCAAGAGUUUCAUGGCACUCCUGUGGUUAUUUCUUUCCUGUUUUAUCGAGUUCUCUAUCUCUGAAGAAAUUCUCUCUAUUGCAGUUGAAGACUGGAACUCCAUGGACCCCAGUUUGUCGAUGAUGUUGCCGAUCAUUGUCUUUACAUUCAAGCUGAUGCUGAGAUUGACCAACUGCAAUGAAGAGAUGGUUUCAGCAAUCUCUUUGGCCAAUCCCUGCAUCUGAGCGAGGACUCUGCUCAAACGGAGUAUGAGGCGGAGGCGGCUGCCGGAUCUACAAUCUUCGAUGACAUCACACGCAAGAUGUAGCUGGGAAUUCAAUUUCUGCAGGGUAGUCUUUGUGAACUCUGAGCCGAGCUCGGCUUCAACCUUCCCGGCAUCCACGGUCUGGAGGACGCUGAUCAGUUGCGAUAUGCUUCCCGAGAACUCCUGAAAGCUGUCCUUUGCAAGCACCACAUCCCGUGUUUCGCCCGCGAGCUUUAUGGCUUGUAGAGUCACCCUGUUCCAUAGUUCUUGCAGAACAGCCGCUCCGAUGUCCUCGAUUCCGAUGUUGAAGUCCAUCGGGGGCCUCAUUGGUCUGUGGCAAAUACGCGGAGACCGGGUGAGCUAAUCCAAGUUGACCAAGAUGACAGCGGAUUUCCUGGAAACCUAAGCUCCGAUGUGGCCGGCAAGAACUGCAGUGGACAACACAAUCAUGGUUCAGUCAAUCUCCAGGGGUAUAGAGGGAAAGGGAGAACUGAGGAAGGAGAUGGACCAUGAGCUAAAUUUUGGGUCGUGAGUAGUCGAGCGGAGCGAAAGUCUUCUCCCGUUCUUUUCCUUCGACCCCUGCAAGUACUUCAAGAAGACUUGGUUUAAAAUGGUGAGGUUAAGAAGUCAGGAAAGUUGACAUCGAGAGCAGCACUGUGUUUGGUCUGUCGUGAAGUUGGGGUCUUGACUUGAAAAUCAACUCACGCCAUGCAUUCGUUCUCGCGUUCA